UAUCAGACGGACGACGGACUGAUGACCGCAUCUUAUCAUACAUAACCUAUUUGUACAAUCUUCCAGUGUUUUUUAUCAGUACGCAAGCUGCAUACGCCGUUCAAUCGGUCAAAACAAAUAGUUUGAAGAACCCUCUUCACGCCAAAGUUUCAAAAUGGUGGUAUCGGAAGAGCCUAACCAAGUGGCGGAGGGAGAUGCGGCCAGCAAGAAGGCGGCGAAGAAGGCCGCUAAGGCUGCCGAGAAACAGCAGAAGAAGGCUGAAUAUAAGGCAGCCUCCGGCCAGCCCCAAGCGGAGUCUCAAGAAGUUGACGUCUCCGAAGGUCGAUAUGGAGUGAUGAAGCUCAUCCAGUCUACAGGGGAACACCGGGACAGGAUCUACACCGAUGUUAAAGAUCUGAAUGAGAAGAUGGACGGCAAAAACGUCUGGGUUAGAGCUCGUCUCCAAACUUCGCGAGCGAAAGGGAAACAAUGCUUCGCUGUACUUCGACAAAACUCCAGCACUGUACAGUUGCUCGUCAGUGUCAAUGAGGAGAAGAAGGUCAGCAAGCAACUAGUCAAGUUCACUGGCAACAUAACGAAAGAGUCAAUCGUGGACGUAUACGCGACAGUAGCGAAGACAGCGGCCCCGGUAGCGGCGUGCAGCGUGCGCGGCGUGGAGCUGGCGGGUGUGCAGGUGUGGACGGUGGCGGCGGCGCGCGCGCAGCUGCCGCUGCAGGUUGAGGACGCGGCGAGGCCGGACACCGACGACCCUGAAGCGCUCAAGAUCCGUGUGAACCAGGACACGAGGUUGGACAACCGUGUGCUUGACCUGCGCACUCCGGCCAACCAGGCCAUCUUCAGGAUCGAGGCUGGAGUGUGUCGGCUGUUCCGCGACAUUCUCACCAGCAAAGGUUUCGUUGAGAUCCACACGCCAAAGAUAAUUUCUGCGGCUUCGGAGGGCGGUGCUAAUGUCUUCACCGUGUCCUACUUCAAGAGCUCAGCAUACCUGGCGCAAAGUCCGCAGCUGUAUAAGCAGAUGGCUAUAGCCGCUGAUUUUGACAAGGUGUUCACAGUAGGCGCAGUCUUUCGCGCUGAGGACUCCAACACCCACCGGCAUUUGACUGAGUUUGUGGGCCUCGACCUCGAGAUGGCCUUUAAGCACCAUUAUCAUGAGGUCCUCGACACCAUCGGGCAGACCUUCACUGACAUCUUCAGAGGUCUACGCGACCAGUACGCAGCUGAGAUCGCGACAGUGGGCCAGCAGUUCAAAGUGGAGCCCUUCAAGUUCUUGGACCCCCCUCUAAGGCUGGAGUUCCCGCAGGCCAUCCAGAUGUUGAAGGAAGCUGGCGUGACAGUAGGCGAGGAAGACGACCUAUCGACCCCGGAUGAGAAGUUGCUGGGGCGGCUAGUGCGCGCCAAGUAUGACACAGACUUCUACAUUUUGGACAAGUACCCGCUCGCGGUGCGCCCGUUCUACACCAUGCCGGACCCCAAUAACCCGAAAUCAUCCAACUCUUACGACAUGUUCAUGCGCGGUGAAGAGAUCCUGAGCGGGGCUCAGAGGAUACACGACGCGGAGUUCCUCACCGAGCGAGCGAAACAUCACGGCAUUGAUAUCAGCAAAAUUGCGGCCUACAUUGAAUCGUUCAGACUGGGUUGCCCUCCUCACGCAGGUGGCGGUAUCGGUAUGGAGCGAGUCGUGAUGCUGUACCUGGGUCUGGACAACAUCCGGAAGACUUCCAUGUUCCCCCGUGACCCGAAACGUGUGACGCCCUAGAGUGUACAUUUGUGAAUUAUAUAAGCUGACAGAUUAUUUAAUAAAACGUUUUAUAUAUUUA
Leguminivora glycinivorella is the source of this 1817-nucleotide messenger RNA. It is a transcript of the gene AspRS, whose product is annotated as aspartate--tRNA ligase, cytoplasmic. The transcript is spliced from 13 exons. The record is from RefSeq and is a predicted model, not a curated record. Lineage: Eukaryota; Metazoa; Arthropoda; Insecta; Lepidoptera; Tortricidae. Gene Ontology annotation, cellular component: cytoplasm; cytosol; aminoacyl-tRNA synthetase multienzyme complex. The coding region runs from base 155 to 1756 and encodes 533 amino acids. Gene Ontology annotation, molecular function: aspartate-tRNA ligase activity; RNA binding; ATP binding. Gene Ontology annotation, biological process: aspartyl-tRNA aminoacylation.